AUGGGGAAGAAAGAAGAAAACAAUGAAAAGAAGGAAUCAGAAAAGGGGGGUGUGGUGUUGAAAGCAAAUAUACACUGUGAAGGUUGUUCUGACCAAAUUUCAAAGUGCUUGAAAGGUUUUGAAGGAAUAACUCAUAUAAGGAUUGAUAGAGAAAAUUCAAAGAUCUAUCUAAAAGGUGAAGUUAUAAAAGAUCCAUCAAAAGUUUUGGAAAGACUUCAAAAGAAAUUCAGCAAAAAUGUUGAGCUAAUUUCACCAAAACCAAAGCCUGAAAUCAAACAAAAAAAAGAGCCAGAAAAAAAGGAACAGGCAAAAGCAAAAGUGAAAACUAUGGUGCUUAAGAUGUAUAUUCAUUGCGAAGGCUGUGCAAAUGAUGUCACGACAAAUAUUGGGAAAAUGGAAGGUGUGGAAUCUGUGGUAUUGGACGAGGAAAAAUCACAUGUGACUGUAAGAGGAACAAUUGAGUCUUCAAAGGUUGUUGAAUAUGUCAAAAAGAAAUUUGGAAAACAUGCUGAUAUCAUAAAAGAAGAUGAAAGAAGAGAUCAAGGAAAACAAGAUCAAGAAAAAAACAACAAUGAGAGAGACAGUGUACACAUAAUUAUGUUUAGUUAUCCUCCUCAAUACUCCACCCAAUAUCUUUACCCUAAUCAAAAAUUUAAUGAUGAAAAUGCUUUUGCAUGUUCAAUAAUGUAA
Messenger RNA from Trifolium pratense (red clover), 690 nucleotides. RefSeq names its product heavy metal-associated isoprenylated plant protein 8-like. The transcript is spliced from 5 exons. Gene Ontology annotation, molecular function: metal ion binding. The coding region runs from base 1 to 690 and encodes 229 amino acids. Lineage: Eukaryota; Viridiplantae; Streptophyta; Magnoliopsida; Fabales; Fabaceae. The record is from RefSeq and is a predicted model, not a curated record.